AAGCUUAACUGAAAGAGAAAAAAAAAUAUAGAAUUUUAAAAAAACCCGGAUGUGAUGUCAUAUCGUUGUUCUCGAAGAAAGUAAAUAAGUGUUAAUUCCAACUUCGAUACGAUCAGCCCCAAAUAACUCUCCAUAUACACCAGCAGACUGCGGCCAUGCUGGGGCACUGCCUUGAAGAAUUUUAGUAGAACGAAUUGACCCCAGCACUUAUCAUUAUUAUUAUUUGAAUCCAUUGGUGACAGGAGACUCCCACAGUCACAGAACUGCUAAAUAACUUCACCAUGAACACGGGUCAAUUCUUCCAACGGGUUCUACCUGAAAGCUGCAUUUCCUUCUCUUCCGAAGAAGGCAAAACCAUCUUCACCGAAGCCUUGAUGUCUGGAUACAUGAACUGCUACUUCAAACUGGCAGCUCAGUUCCGUACACAGGACGAACCAGCCUACUGUGGUCUCUCUACAUUGGUCAUGAUACUCAACGCCCUGGAGAUUGAUCCAGGUAUUGCAUGGAAAGGUCCAUGGAGAUGGUACCAUGAAAACAUGUUGGAAUGCUGUGUUCCAUUGGAGGUGGUCAAGGUAAAAGGGAUCAGUCUGGAGCAGUUCACUUGUAUUGCUCAGUGUAAUUGUCUUGUCACAACAGUUGUACGUCCAGAACCAAAAGACGAAGAAACUUUCCGAAAUGUUGUGAAAUCUUACACAAAACGAGACAAUGCAUUCAUUGUGGCCACAUAUUCCCGUAAAGUUCUCAAACAAACUGGAGACGGACAUUUUUCACCAAUUGCAGGGUAUCACCCUGGGCGCGACAUGGUCCUCAUCAUGGACACAGCCCGGUUCAAAUAUCCACCCCACUGGAUACAUCUACCCUCUUUACUCACUGCUAUGAACACACAGGACAAAGCUACAGGAACUCUCCGAGGUUAUGUACUGCUGAGCAAGAAUACAGGCUGUGAGCACCCUGUUUUAUUCUGUGUGUCUUCUCAACUAAGUCUGGUAAUUCAUUCCAUAAUGCCAGCAGACAUUAUGACUUUUGUUCAAAAAUGGUGGGAUUUCUUGGAGCACCAAUCCGAGGCCACAGAUUGUCUUGUGACCAUCACGGAGGCGAUUGGCUGUAUAAUGAAGCUACUGAAUGAUCUGAAGGUAGAGAACUGGCUCCUGGACACACAUGUUCUUGACAAGAAAUGUCCUUGUGAUCUGCAAGAGAAGUUCCAAUGUACCAAAGAAUUGCUGUUAGAGAAACUUGAGAAGACCGACCUUUAUUUGCUGGUUUCACAACAUGGUGAGAAGAAGUACAAGGCCCCAACAUGCAUCUGUCAACCAGCGCAAAAAUGUGAAAACUCUAAAUCUUCGAAACCAUACAAAGCUGUACACAAUUUACACAUGGUAACAAUGCUUCUGUUUGCCUGGCCUUAUGGUGCAGCAACAAAUCCCGAUGCAGUACCAUCCGACAGCACCACUGCUGAAGUACUUAACAAGCAAGUACUAAGUAUGUACGUCAAGAAACAGAUCUUAGGAACAGAUUUAUCCAGAGAAGUUGAGGGUCUUAAAAACCAGCUGACUGUCAUUUUGGCCAAAGUGUAUUCAGACGAUAACAAUAAGGUUACAAAUGAUGUUGAUAAGCAGGACAACCAGUAAAGUUAACGAGGAAGCACACAAAACAACGAGAUUACUAACGAACUAAGAAUCCACUUGAUAAGUAAGAGAAAUUAUUAGUAGGCCUGGAUGAUGAACUGUAAAAGGUACUCUUAAGCCCUAUAUGGUGAAUAGUAAAUUCAUCGGAUAACAGGGCAGUGUAAAAGAACGAUAAUGGCUAAGUACUGGGGUUACUCAGAGAAAAUUGCGAGAUGUAUGGGAAUGAGUAGGUAUUUCAGCAUUAAUGGUAAGGAACAACUGCUGGGGUUAUUCAGAGGAAAUGGCCAAGUGUACAGGAAUGAAUAGCUUUUGACACCAAUCCAUCUAAAACCAACCCUGAUUCUAUGAUACAAAACAUCUUGUUUUAAAUGCUCUAAUUUUAAAACAUUUCUCCAAAAUUUCACAUUAACUUGUUUCAAAGACCAGAUUGGUAAGCACAAAGGUAUUUCAUUAAAUUCUUCAUUAUUCUUAGAAUUAAUUGAAAUAAAGGCAGUGUGUUUCAAUGGGAAUACGGUAACAAAAGGGUUAAGAUACAGCAUUCAUAAGGACUAAGAACUCGGGUUAAUCAGAGCAAAUGGCUAGUUGUAUGAGAAAGAGUAGAUAUUUUAUCGAAGUUCACACUUUCUGGAGUUAUUGAGAAGAAAUGGUUAAGUCUAUGUAAGAAGCACUAAUGGUAAAGACAAAGUACAGGGGUUAUUAGAAGAAAAGUUGAAUUGUACGUAAUAGGCAGGAUCAUACUUAACAUACUACCUCUAGUUUACAUUAUUACAAAAAACAAAAACCACAAUGUGUGUAGUUGUUGUUAGAUACCUGGAGGUCAACUUUGAUUGAGCAGUCUUAUGGUACAUAUAUAAUUGGCUGAAGGACUGAACAGUGACCUACAGAUCUGUUUUUACAGUUAUAUCAUUGACAUUGAUCUACCUCACUAAGGACCACACUGUACAUUUCAAUAUAAAAUGGUAAUUGUAUCCCUCCCCACAAAAAACAUUUCAUGCAAAUAUAUAUAUAUAUAUAUACAUAUAUAUAUAUAUAUAAAAGCAUUUUUCUGAAAAGUAUGAGAAAACCAAGUCAGAUAUGUGGAUGGUGGUCCACCAAUCUGUUGUUGUGGCAUGAAGAAUUUGAAGAAUUGUCAGAAGUUGUUGAUGCCAUAAGAAUUUAGAAACUUCAAGAACUUGAAAUGAAUUCUUUUAAUGGUGAAUCAUGAAACAAAUAAAACUAUAAGUAAUGUGUAAAUAUUGGGUUAAAAACCCUUUGAAUAGAAAACAAAACAAAGGUUAUCAUGUUUACAGGAGAUGUGGGUUCGAGUUCCAUGGGCAGCCUUUAAGGUUUUCUAUCCAAAAGGGUUUUAUCAACCAAAUAUUUACAUGCUAUUUGAUAUAGAUUUAUAUGUACAAAGGAGUGAGAUAUCUGGUGCCUUGCUGUACUCAAGAAGACCCAUCCUCCACAGCAGAAGUGUUAAUGCUGUUUCCUCUGCUGAAGAAGAUUGGCCUGCAAGAGCCCUGUGCCAGUGCCACAUUAAAAGCAUUCAUGCUGGUGCCAUGUAAAAAGCACCUGUGUUGGCACCACAUGAAAGCACCUGAGCUGGCACCACAUGAAAGUUACUGUGCCAAUGACAUAUAAUGAGCACCUAACAUGUUCUGUAAAGUGGUUGGUGUUAGGAGGGCGUCCAGCUGUAGUAAUCAGGCCAAAUCAGACCGGAACCUGGUGCAGCUCUCCUGCUUGCCACCUAAAGUCAAAACCCUUUAACCCAUGUCAGCAUGGGAAACACGUUAAAUAAUAAUAAUAAUGAUCAUAAUCCUUUCUACUAUAGUGGGGAGGGUUAAGUGUUUCAUUCAACUUGCUAAUGAAUCUGCCAGCUCACUACCUUAAUAAUAAUAAUAAUUUUUAUAAUCAUCAUCAUCAUCAUCUUUUCUACUGGAAGCAUAAACAAGGCCACAAAUUCGUGGGGAGGGGACAAGUCGAUUACAUUGUCCCCAGUGUUUCACUGGUAUUUAAUCUAUUGAUCCCAAAAGGAUGAAAGGCAAAGUUGACCUCAGUGAAAUUUGAACUCAGAUCAUGGUGACACGUGAAAUACCGCCAAACAUUUCGUCCAGUGCGCUAACAAUUCUGCAAGCUCAUUGCCUUAAUAUUAAUAAUAAUUAUGAUGAUGAUGAUGAUGAUGCUGUUGUACUUCAAGAUUCACUAUUCCAAGAAUAAGAAUUAUUUCACAUUCUCUCAAAAGUUUAUAAAUUAUGAUGUCACCAAUAUACAUAAUAUAUACAAUAUAUAAAAUUUCUAUCAUUCUAUAAUGAUAGAAUGCCUCUCAUGUCUACAGAUGUGGGUUCACAAGCAACCUUCAAUAUUUUUUUAUCAAAAAGGAAUUUUAAACCAUGUUCUUAUAAUGAAUUGUCAGAUAUAUUUUUCUACAAACUCUAUUUGAAGCAAUAAUUAAACGAAUGGUUUCCUAAAUCUA
This is a messenger RNA of Octopus bimaculoides (California two-spot octopus), 4077 nucleotides long. RefSeq names its product glutathione gamma-glutamylcysteinyltransferase. The record is from RefSeq and is a predicted model, not a curated record. Lineage: Eukaryota; Metazoa; Mollusca; Cephalopoda; Octopoda; Octopodidae.